CUCCGAUUUAUUCUUUUCGCGCUCGUUGCUGGGUCCCCAAACCAACGGGCAGCUCAACAGCAACCCUGCGAUCGAUACCCGGUGAACCAUCCUUCCCCGCGCGAAACAUAUGCGACGGUUUGCUUUCCGGCCGCCCCUGGAAGACGCGUCUUUGUUCCGAUACCCGCAACUUCUUUCACUGCAGCUCUUCCGACGACCAUGCGCUGAAGAGGUUCUUUUGGGUUAUUGAUUUCUUUUUGCGCUGUGCCACUCUGCGCAUCAAUCUUCUUCCACCUCGACCGUACGGACGCGACGACAGAGCGACGCUAUCUUUGCUUGGACACCCUCAUUAUCCAUAGGCUUCAUCGCACGUCAUGAGUUUAUUCGGAGCACCGAAGCCCGCAGGGCAGACUGGGGGCCUCUUCGGCGGUGGUGGAUUCGGCAGCACGCUGGGACAGUCGACACAGCAGCAGCAGCAACCGCAGCAACAGCAGCAGGGCAGCCAGCAGCAAGGUGGUCUGAGUUUGUUUGGGCAAACGCAGAACCAGUCAAACGCCUUUGGGAACUCUUUUGCCCAGUCUCAACAGCCCCAACAGCAACAACAACAGCAGCAACAGCAACAGCAGCAGCAGCAGCAGCAGCAGAUGCCUAGCUUGUCACAGUCGCAAGCACAGCUUUCAAGCUCCCUAUGGCAACCCGGCAGGGACACACCGCAGAGCCAGAAGCCGAUACCCGAACAAAUGGCCCUCAUCUUCGAGAAGUGGAACCCCACAAACCCCAACUGCGCCUUUAAGCACUACUUCUACAACAAGGUCGACGAGGCGUCGGUCCCCUUUUACAAGCCGGGCCCUCACGAAGACCCCAAGGAAUGGGAGGAGGCGCUGCAGAAGAAGCCCGCGCCGGGCUACAUUCCUGUCCUUUGCACAGGAUUCUCGGGCGUUGCGGCGCGCCUCCAGACGCAGAAGAAGGUUGUCGGGGAGCUUAACGUGCGCCUGCAUCAGAUCAACGCCAGUCUGGACGCGAUUCUCUCGCGGCAUGACCUCGAGACGAGCGUGCGAGCGCUGGCGGCCCGCCGGCGCCACGUCGUGCUCCGCGAGCGGUGCCUCGCCCUCGCCGCGCGUGUGCAGGUGCUGCGCAACCGUGGCUACGCCCUCAGCGGCGACGAAGACGACCUGCGGCUCAAGCUGGUGGAGCUCGAGCGCAACGUGCAGGACCCCGCGCUGGCGGCGAGGGAGGAAGAGCUCUGGAGCCGGCUCAUCGUGCUCCGGGACUACGCCGACCAACUUAUGAAGGAGACCAGUAAGCCCGCGUUCGCGAGCGGCGAGGGGUUAAGCGAGGAGACGGAACACAAGACGAAGAAGGUCCUGGAAGACUACGAGAAGCAGAUUCAGCACCUUAAGAAGGAGGUCGAGUCGAUCACAAAAGCCUUUGCUGACUGGGAGAAGGAGCGGAACCCGAGUUGAGAGACUCGGCUUGGAGUUUUGAUGUCGUGGGGCAUGUCGUAUCAAGACGAUGGGAUGCGAGCGAACGCUCUUUGCGGUGUGCGGGAUAGGAUGUAUGGGUGCAAUGGUAUGAGUAUUAGGCAAUCCCGUACCAAGAAAACAAAGUGAGGGUGAGGGUUUGGAUGUGCGGCGAACCACUCCUUCACACAUGGACACGCAUCGAUCGA
Molecule: messenger RNA, 1648 nt
Organism: Colletotrichum destructivum
Lineage: Eukaryota; Fungi; Ascomycota; Sordariomycetes; Glomerellales; Glomerellaceae
Product: Putative nucleoporin Nup54/Nup57/Nup44, nucleoporin Nup54, alpha-helical domain-containing protein
Exons: 3
Coding region: 354-1442 (362 amino acids)
Biological process (GO): nuclear pore organization; protein localization to nuclear inner membrane; NLS-bearing protein import into nucleus
Cellular component (GO): nuclear pore central transport channel; nuclear pore
Molecular function (GO): structural constituent of nuclear pore
Source: RefSeq, a predicted model, not a curated record